Molecule: messenger RNA, 1732 nt
Organism: Candidula unifasciata
Lineage: Eukaryota; Metazoa; Mollusca; Gastropoda; Stylommatophora; Geomitridae
Source: the annotation of a GenBank genome assembly
CUAAACUCCUGUUAUAUUUCAAUGAAAUACAUCUCAAGCCUUUGUUUGCACUUCUUGACCAUGAAGAAUACUGCAGCAUAAGUGCCUGUCUUCUGUUUCAGGAAUGCAUUAAUAAAAACAAAUUCGACCAGCUGAGGUCUGCCAAAUGUCGACUGGACGCUUACAGGGGGCUGGCCAGCGAGGCAUACGUAUCUUUGUCCAGCAAAGACCCAUUCUUGACCGCGUUUGAGCUAGCUCAUGAGCUACGAGGUCUUUCCAAGUCCGAAGUGUUUUUUAAGAAAGAGUACACAGAUCUGGCUGACCAGCUGAGUGACUACGUGGUCAAGCUCUUGGACCGAGUGUGGACACAAAGGGAGCUCAGUGCCGUGCUGGACAAAACAGGCUCUCCCCAAGAAGAUAAAUUUGAAAGUCUCAACAGGUUCAAGAUGGCGGUGGACUACGAGGAAAAGUUGUUUGUGUCGCACCCGAACUGCCAACAGCGCAUCGACAGAUGCUGGUACGAAGGUCUCAGUAAGGUUGGCAGAGCGGACUGGGCAAGGCGGCUGGGUCUUCUUUUCCUUUCUAUUUUGUCGUUCCCAUUCUUGGUCAUGUGUUUUCUCUUUGCACCAAAAACAACCUAUGCUCAAAGCUUAGCCGUGCCGGCAGUGAAGUUCGUCACCCACACGGGAUCCUUCCUCAUCUUCCUGAUUCUGGUCAUCGCCACCAGUCAUCCAGAUCUGUGCGUCUGGGGCGACAAUUUUCCUCUCAGGCCUAAUGAUGCCACCGUAACGGAAGUCAUGGUGUCUGUGUGGAUUAUGGGAAUGGUAGUCCAAGAAUGCCUAGAAAUAUGGCAGUUUGGAAUCCAAGCGCAUAUCAAAGAUAUGUUCAACGUCCUCGACCUGAUGUUAUUGUCAGUCUACAUUGCCACGUAUACCAUCCGGUACUGGACCAUAUUCAAGGUGAUAGGAAAGCUAUCAUUUAUAGUAAGGGCAUUUCAUUCAUUAAGACUAAUUGUAUUCUUUGCGUUUUCAGAUCGCAUGUUCUGGGAUCUUCAUGAUCCAAUCAACACAGCUGAAGGACUCUUUGCCAUGGCCAAUAUUCUCAGCUUCUCGCGCAUUGUCUAUCUGCUUCCUGCCAAUGAAACGCUGGGUCCUUUGCAGAUCUCACUGGGGCGUAUGGUCAAAGACAUCCUACGCUUCUUUGGCCUGGCCGUGAUGGUGAUUGCAGCCUUCAUGGUGGCACUGACCAACCUGUUUUGGUACUACGCUACAAGGGACACCAUCGAGCUGCACAAACAGUACAUUGAGACACCUUCAGCUGUGGAACACUAUGGCGGGGUGAUGUCCACCUUCAGAACCGUCUUCUGGUCCAUCUACGGCAGAGGUAGCGUGGAUGACGUCACACUGGGCGGGUACAACAACACAGUGACCGAAACAACCGGAGAGGUUAUCGACGGCAUGUACAACAUCGUGAUGGUUAUUCUUCUACUCAAUAUCCUCAUUGCUAUGAUGUCGAGGUCAUUUGAUAAAAUUCAGGAAGAUGCUGACGUCGAAUGGAAGUUUGCCCGUAGUGCUCUGUAUCUGAACUAUAUCUCUGAAGGCAGAGUUCUCCCAGUUCCACUGAACGUUAUAGAGAUUCCCUAUGACAUGAUAAGAAAAAUUAUCAGUUGCUGCCAACACACAAAUGAACCGCCCGAGCCAAAAAAAAACGGAAAACAUCAUUUUGACAGAAGCAUAAUUAUGAGAAUUAAAGC